AUGUCAGAAGCAGAUUCCCGGUUCCAGCACUAUGAUAACGACAGAAGCAAGACUUUCAGUGAAACAGUCCAGAAGUAUAGAUGGCAGACAGGCAGACAUCCUCCGCCCGGCUUCAAGGAAUGGUAUCAGUUUGCGAGGAGGAAAGGCGUAUACAACAUCGACGAUUUUGCUCAAAUUAAUGACGACCUGAGACCAUUCUGGGCCAUACCACCCGCAGAGAUUCGAAGCUUUGCAGCGCAUUCAUCGGAUGAGUGGCCCGAUCUGAUAGCGACCAUUUCUCUGCGCAAUGGCCAGGUCUUUCAGGAAGAGUGGGGUUGGCGCAGCGAGACAUUUAUCAAAAUGCUCAAGCAGGUUGCGAAAUACCUCCCGGAUAUGGAUAUACCGAUCAAUCGUAUGGACCAGCCUCGCGUCAUUGUCCCUUGGGAGGAUUUGCAAGCAUACUUGAAAAUUGAAGAGGAGAGUCGAAGUUUAGAUGAGCAAGGCGUUGAGGACGCUUUCACAAAAGGGAUGUCAGGUCUUUUCAUCCCACGAUUUCAAGUUCCAGAGCCGCAGUGGCUAAAUCGAUGGAAUCCUUUUGUCUUUCCGAACCAUCGUGUGAGCACAGCUGCUGACCCUCGCCCGGAUUAUGGCUGGUUCAAUUUCGCUGGCGGACGGUUCAUGGACCUUGCCGCAAAGGCUUGCCCGCCUGGUUCGUAUGCAACGGAUCCAGGAUCUGAAGUGCGUUUCAAGGAAGCCGAGGAGCUGUACAAGCACGAUCAAGGCGGCUUCAUCACAAACUUCAACAUUUCUUCAGACCUGUGCACAGUCGGUCCACAACUAGCGAAUCUUCACGGUAUGCUGUAUGCCAGCACGUCUAUGCUUGUGACCCACAAACUGGUGCCCAUCUUUGGCGAAUGUCGAACGAAUGUCAACAAUGAUAUACUCUUCCCGGCAAACAUGUACUGGAAGCGCGAUAAACGUUACAACUACAAUGACCAACAUGACAUUAACUGGGACGAUAAGGAUGACACUAUGAUCUGGCGCGGUGUCACCAGCGGAGGCAACACUGUUCAUGAUGAUCCUGAGCGGUGGAGAAACAUGCAUCGACAGCGUCUUGUUCUGAUGACGAACAGUACCGAGCUUGGAAAUUCGAAGACGGAUGUGCUCGCCAACGAUGGUCGCGAGAAAUCUCGAUACACAAUACAACAAUUCACACCCGCGAACUUCGCCCAUGACCACUUCGAUGUUGGCUUCACUGAGAAAGUCGCCUGCAUACCCAACUGCGAUUUCUAUAACUCAUCGCUGACAAUACUCAACCCAACCAGCUUUGCCGACACGUUCCGUUCGAAAUACCUCAUCGAUGUCGACGGGCAUUCUUUUUCGGGCAGAUGGCGAGCAUUCCUCCAGUCUCGUUCCCUGGGUGUUAAAGCUACGAUAUUUCGUGAAUGGCAUGACAGCCGACUCUUCGCGUGGCGUCACUUCGUGCCAAUGGACAAUCGCUAUGAUGAUCUGUAUAGCUUGCUGCUCUAUUUCAUCGGCAUCAAGCCUUCGGACCAAGAUCCAGCCAAUAAAGUCACGGUCUGGAGCCAUGACUUUGAGGCAAUGAAGCUGGCUAGACAGGGUCGCGAGUGGGCAGCCAAGGUUCUGAGGCCUGAAGACAUCGAGGUCUACUUGCUACGGCUGCUGCUUGAAUAUGGUCGUAUUAUUGACGACAAUCGAGACAGAAUUGGGAUAAUUGGUGACGGUGGAGAAGAGAUGAAAGCAUUCGACAUUCGCGUGCCUGCAGUGCCGUGA
Pseudocercospora fijiensis CIRAD86 is the source of this 1773-nucleotide messenger RNA. RefSeq names its product glycosyltransferase family 90 protein. The transcript has a single exon. The record is from RefSeq and is a predicted model, not a curated record. Bases 1 to 1773 code for a protein of 590 amino acids. Lineage: Eukaryota; Fungi; Ascomycota; Dothideomycetes; Mycosphaerellales; Mycosphaerellaceae.